AUGGCCUCCCUCGUACUCCCCACGCCGCUCAGCCACCACUCCCCCUCCGCCGCCCGCCGCUCCUCUCUCCUCCACUCCCCCAAGAUUUACUCCCCGUCCCUCAGAUGCAGCUCCACCGCUUCGUUCCGCCAACAAACCCUCACAUCGCCGCCGCCGGAAUACCUCCUGCCCCACAUCUCCGCCUCUGCGGCUCAGUCUCCUUUCUCUUCAAUUCGGAGCGAUGGCGACAUCAUAGGGCUGCUGCUGAAGGAGAGAAUCAUGUUCCUGGGGGACGAGAUUGAUGAUUUCGUCGCCGACGCCAUUGUCAGCCAGAUGCUUUUGUUGGAUGCUCAGAAUCCGAACAAGGAUAUCAGGCUCUUCAUCAAUUCCCCUGGCGGAACCCUCAGUUCCACAAUGGCCAUCUUUGAUGUUUUGCGUCUCGUACGGUCUGAUGUAUCUACAAUUGCAUUUGGCUCGUCCGCAUCAACAGCUUCCAUUAUCCUCGCUGGCGGCACAAAGGGCAAACGGUUCGCGAUGCCCAGCACGCGUAUAAUGAUCCACCAGCCACUCGGCAGUUUUAGCGGCCUAGCCUUUGAUGUCGAGGUCCAAGCUCGUGAGAUCUCUCAAAACAGGGAAAAUGUGAUCAGAAUUUAUUCUGAAAUCACUGGAAGAUCGUUCGAACAGGUCGAGAAAGAUAUUGAUAAGGAUAAAUACAUGUCUCCUAUUGAGGCUGUUGAGUAUGGCAUCAUAGAUGGAAUCAUUCAUAGGGACAGCAUUAUCCCACUUGUGCCCGUGCUUGCGGGAGUUAAGGCCUCCGCGUUUAAUAUUGAGGAGGUUAGUGAGGAUCCGAAAAAGUUGCCGACACCAGAAAAUCCCUGA
Molecule: messenger RNA, 858 nt
Organism: Striga hermonthica
Lineage: Eukaryota; Viridiplantae; Streptophyta; Magnoliopsida; Lamiales; Orobanchaceae
Source: the annotation of a GenBank genome assembly